AAGCAUUUGAAGCUGAGCCCUUUGGCCAAACAGUCCUUGCUGAAAUGUCAAUACACUACCAGAACACUGGCUCGCAGGGUUCAUCAUGAUUUCCAGGCAGUAUGUGGCUUUGUUUCUCUGCUUUCUGCUACUGAUCCCUCUUUCUCUGGAUGCAGUCUUUCUAAAGCAGGAAGAGGCAAGCAACGUUUUGCAAAGACAAAGACGAGCCAACAGCUUCUUUGAAGAGAUAAAACUGGGGUCACUAGAGCGAGAAUGCAUAGAAGAAAGGUGUUCCUAUGAGGAAGCAAGAGAGAUUUACGGUGAUAUUGAAAGGACAGAAGAGUUCUGGCACAUCUAUUCCGACCCUAACCAGUGUGCCUCCAACCCCUGUCAGAAUGGUGGGACUUGUGAUGACCAGUUCCAGGAUUAUGUUUGCCGCUGUCCUGUCGAAUACGAGGGCAAAAGCUGUGAAAAAGCUGUGGCUGACAAACUGAAGUGCAUUUUUGACAACGGUGGCUGUGAACAGUACUGUACUGACAAGCAGUCCAAAACACGACUGUGCUUCUGUGAUGAUGAUUACACUUUAGCGAGUGAUGGUGUGUCCUGCAUCCCUCAAGUGAAAUACCCAUGUGGAAAAAUACCGGUGUUGGCAAAAAAAAAUUCAACUGCACAUGGGAGAAUAGUAGGUGGUUUCAUCUGUCCUCCAGGUGAAUGUCCAUGGCAAGCCCUUAUAAUACAGGAUCAGAUAGAAAAGUGUGGCGGCACCCUGCUUUCCCCAGAGUGGGUGGUCACUGCAGCUCACUGUUUGGAGCAUACUCACCCUAUACAGCUUCGGGUGAGACUGGGUGAACACAAAAUAAAUGUUGAUGAGAAAACUGAGCAAGAAAGUAGAGUCGCCAGGAUGAUCAUUCAUGAAGAAUACAGGAAUGGACACGUCAAUAAUGAUAUUGCCCUCUUGAAGCUGGAAACACCUGUGAAUCUCACCGACUAUGUGGUGCCAAUAUGUUUGCCUGAGAAAAGGUUUGCUGUGUAUGAACUGUCCACCAUCAAGUUCUCCACAGUAAGCGGAUGGGGACGCCUAAUAGAUGGAGGUGCCACCUCUUCUGUUCUGAUGAGAGUUGAUUUGCCACGUGUAAAGACACAAGAAUGUGAAAAGGAGACCGAUUUAAAUAUUACAGAGAAUAUGUUCUGUGCAGGAGACCUGUCUGGGGUUAAGGACUCCUGCAAGGGAGACAGUGGUGGUCCUCAUGCUACACAGUACAAGAACACUUGGUUUCUGACUGGGAUUGUCAGCUGGGGAAAGGGCUGUGCUGUUGAAGGCAGCUAUGGGGUUUACACAAGGGUAUCCAAGUACAUCGACUGGUUGAGGAAGCUCAUGGACUAAUGAUGUUGAGCCACAGCAUUUCCAGGUCAAGUUAUUGCCCCCCAAUCCCUCUGUACCAUUUUCCCAUUGAAGGAUUCCUUCAUUAUCUUAGAUAUUUGAUACAGGCCAUACCCACAACACUAUUAAAGAUUUGAAGUGAG
Molecule: messenger RNA, 1503 nt
Organism: Motacilla alba alba
Lineage: Eukaryota; Metazoa; Chordata; Aves; Passeriformes; Motacillidae
Gene: F7
Product: coagulation factor VII
Exons: 8
Coding region: 86-1363 (425 amino acids)
Biological process (GO): proteolysis; blood coagulation
Cellular component (GO): extracellular region
Molecular function (GO): serine-type endopeptidase activity; calcium ion binding
Source: RefSeq, a predicted model, not a curated record